UCUCGCGGACCGACGCGACCGACUUGUAUUCAUUACCUCGCGCUUUGUCCCCCAUUGUAAACAAACAGAUGACAGAAAACUCUGUUUAUUAAUGAAAACAAGCGCACUGACGUUUUAUAACCUAACGAAACAAGUAGCAGUGAUAAUUUUCAAAUAGAUUCUCGGAGAAUCUACACGACCGGCCGCAGUGAAUUUAGUGAGUUGCAAUAACCAUGCCAGGUUAGAAGGUGUAUUUUGGUUCGGUAUUUUAAGUGAAAGUAGCUUGAAUAUUGCUGUUUUUGUGUGUUAUUUCGUAUAUCCGCUGUGAUCUUUGAUCAUAAAGUCUGAGUGAAACGUUUAGUGUGUGUAAGAAUGGACAUGAAGGACAGCCAGUUGCUUCUUUGAAAGCGAAGACAUGGUCGAGUCCCCAUAACCCAUACCUUGUGGCAGUUUCUCUCGUCGGUAUCUGGUGCAUGAUCAUCUAAUAUAGAAUGCCGGCGCUCCGGCUCCUGGGGCGUAAAUGGCUGGCCGCCUCGGACGAUCUCGUAUUUCCUAGUAUAUUCGAACUCCUUUUCCGAUUCGUCUGGCUAGUCCUUAUCGCCCUGGUAGUGGAGGUCCUGUACCCUAUAACGUGGCAAUGCCAGACCGAAGGCUGGCACGGCGGGUCGUUCGUACGGCUGUAUCUAUGUGGCACACUCACACUGCAAGCGUGCCUGAUGCUACUACUCGCGGCGCUGGCCCAGCAGUCUGCGAGAGGCACCAUCACAGAGACGGAUAUACGGAAGCUCGUCUCACCUUUAUUGUUACUUAAAGUAUUCUUAGUAUUGCCCGAGGUUGGGUUGAAUGUAAUGGGGACCAUGUGGAUGUUCUGUGAAGUCAUAGAGUGUACUGUAAAGGAUAAGUUUUCUAGUAUUGUUAUACAAAGUAUAGUCCUAUUCAAUUGGGUUCAACUAGCCCUGACUGUAUUCGGUUUGUUCAUGGUGUUCGACCCCUUGGGCUCUGUGAACUAUGGCGACAUGCAGGACACUCCGAACCAGGUCCGACAUCACAGAAAAGUGACUGGGUUAUGGUCCCGAAGGUUCAGGUGGGCGUUUUGCUGGUUAAAGAGAGACGAACAUGGCAAGGAGGCCUUUCAACAGGUUGCUGCACUGCUCAGCGCUUUGUUCAGAUCAACUGACUUAGUCCCAUCAGACGUAGUAGCCGGAUGCGUCCUUCUUCGAGUGCGUCAAAAACGUGAAACGAGGGAAAUGCGCCGAAUACAAAUGCUCAAUGACGAGGAACCGAUUUACACCACUGACGUCAACAAAGUAUUCUCAGAAACACCGCCUUGGAUGAAUUUGGAUGAUGCGUUGCACUACCUCAGGCUUUCGAUAGCUGCAUACGGAUGGCCAUAUGUUUUAUACCGGCACUGUUUCACUGGUUUCUGUAAACUGGCGGGGCAUUUGACUUGCUGCUGUUGCAGGCCAAAGAACUCUAUAGUGACAGACGACAAUUGCUGCCUUUGCCACUUCGCCGGAGUCAAAUAUAUGUCAAAGCUCUCUGCAGAUGACAUCAUCUUCGCAUCGUUCAACAAUCGCGUCUUUGAAUUGCCGUUUUGCGUGAUAGCCGAUCACGAUCGGGAGAGCAUAGUGGUCGCCGUCAGAGGUUCCAUAUCAUUGAGAGAUAUUUUCACAGAUUUCUCGGCCGGUUCGGAAAAGUUUGAAGCAGAUGGUUUACCAGAAGACACGGCAGCUCAUAAAGGCAUGUCAAUGGGUGCUGCCAAAAUGUUAAGGCGGCUAAUGCCGGUGCUUGACAGAACUUUCCAGCAGUUCCCACACUAUGACCUCAUUCUAACGGGUCACAGUCUUGGUGCAGGCGUAGCAGUGUUAGUAGCACUCAAAUUGAGACCGAAAUAUCCUCAUUUAAAAGUGUUUGCAUUUUCAACACCAGCUGGACUAAUAAGCCGCGACGCAGCCCGGUUUACGGAGAGCUUUGUUUUGUCUAUCGGCGUGGGCGACGACCUAGUGAUGCGUCUCAGCGUACACAGCAUAGAGAAUCUGCGAACCAAGGUCAUUCAGACCAUACAUGCCACCAAGCUGCCCAAGUAUCGGAUUAUGCUGAACGGCUUCGGUUACGCGUUGUUCGGCGUGCCGGCGCGGGAUCUAGAAUCAACAUGGCGGCGGCCCGAGGACCUGGAGGCGAACAACUCGGACGACUCAGACGCACUGCUCGUGCAGAGCGUCUCGACCGUGAGUGCUGAGGCGGCGCUUGUGUCGCGAAACGUAUUCGCUCGGCGGUUCUCAUCGGCGCGAUUGUUCACAGCCGGCAGGAUAUUACACAUCGUACGACGCAAGCGCAUGGGAAUCGAAAAAAAAGUGCGCACGCAGGAGCCAACGUACGAGAUGCGGUGGGCGUGUCCUGAGGACUUCAUGGAACUACAAGUGAUGCCUAGAAUGCUGCUCGACCACUUACCGGAGAAUGUGCACCGCACGAUACAAACGGUGAUCGAGGAGAAACACUCAUACCGUGUAACUCAAGUAAUUUAAGCUUCAUUAAGCUUCAAGUGAUAUUUAGUAUGACUAUAACAGUGUUUUGUUGUAAACAUUUAAGUUGUUAUCACCUAGGCGUGAUACAACAACCGAGACCGGCUUCGACACUUCGAGGCAAACUUAUUUAAUAGGAGUAGCAAAGAAAGACAAGAUCGUCUCGAUAUCAGAGCAUUUUACGUUCAACUCAAUAAGUAGGAUAAAAAAGCAUAUAUAAUAAUCACUCUCUUUAAUUAUUAUAUGUUACUUAUAGAUACAUAAGUCGGUCGGUCGGAAGUUUGGGAAGGUGUGGUGUGCGGCUUUACAAAAUUUGAGUCUCAGUUUUAUGAAAAUGAUGGAACUAAUAUCUUGCGGAGGUAUAAAAUCUCACAAUGGUAAUAAAUUACAAAGAAUACGUAAAACAUUGAGAGUAGGAGAGAAAUGUUUUAUUUAAUUACAUAUUUGCUGUUUAACGUGUGUGUGUUACAAGAUUUGGCUACCCCAAUUUUCUGAUAAAUUGUCAUAUAAUUGGUAUUAAGGCAUUUAAUGAUUUUAACUCAUUGAAUACUAUGUGACAGUAACUUUGUAGAUUGUCCUACUGUAGAGCAGUAGAAACCGUACAUACACACGGGAAGAGCCGCGGUCAGAUCUAUCUGUAAAUAUAUGACAUACUUUCUGUAAACAAAAUAGUAUAUGUAUACCUAGAUAUAAUUAGUAUGGAGUAGUACGCCCUGUGCCGCGGGGAAUCCCCGCAUGCUUUGGGUCAACCAAUGAAACAUACCCUUGAACUAGGUAAAUAAGGGAAUUCAUAAUUUCUAUAGCUCAUGUGACCUGAGCUAAUCUGAAUAGUAUAAAUAAAGGUAUCGGCCUCUAUGCUUUGAUCACUUGUAUAGUAACUAGGUCCGUAUUAAUAACUAACCUAAGCAAAAUAAAAAAAAUUAUGAACAAAUCUUUUAUAAAAUAUACACCUCCGCAUGAUAGAUUCGCUGUUUAGGUAAGAUAGGUAAAACAGACGUCUAUUAGGUAUAAUUUUAAUGAUGAUAUUUUAGAACAUAAUAUAUAAUAGAUACGAAAUAUAGUUACAUUUGUAAUCACAAACAUUACCUACUAUGAAUAUGUAUCUGAUGUUUGUGAAUACGGGUAAGGAAAGAUCAUUGAUGAUUAACCCUUGGCAUGCCUGGUGGAAGUUACGUUUAAUACCUUGUGGCUCUCAAGGACCCACGAUAAAAUUAUAUGUAUUUAAAAGAAGGACAACUAAAAUAAAUUAAGGUAUUAGUUUUAAGUAUAUCCUAUCAUAAUUUUAGGGAGCCAAAUGAACAAAAAUAAACCAGAAAAUGUUCUGUGUUUAUAAAUAUAACAAAU
Pararge aegeria (speckled wood butterfly) is the source of this 3845-nucleotide messenger RNA. It is a transcript of the gene inaE, whose product is annotated as diacylglycerol lipase-beta. The record is from RefSeq and is a predicted model, not a curated record. Lineage: Eukaryota; Metazoa; Arthropoda; Insecta; Lepidoptera; Nymphalidae. Gene Ontology annotation, biological process: lipid metabolic process. The transcript has 14 exons. The coding region runs from base 471 to 2504 and encodes 677 amino acids.